This is a messenger RNA of Cyphellophora attinorum, 1521 nucleotides long. RefSeq names its product Pantothenate transporter liz1. Gene Ontology annotation, cellular component: membrane. The transcript is spliced from 7 exons. Gene Ontology annotation, molecular function: transmembrane transporter activity. Bases 1 to 1521 code for a protein of 506 amino acids. The record is from RefSeq and is a predicted model, not a curated record. NCBI's taxonomy places the organism in Eukaryota, Fungi, Ascomycota, Eurotiomycetes, Chaetothyriales, Cyphellophoraceae. Gene Ontology annotation, biological process: transmembrane transport.
AUGGCGACGGAAAAGCAGGCUCUGGACGCUGGUAUCACGACGCACAUCCAGGAUAUUACCGUAGUCCCGAAACACGAGCACUCGGUCGACAGCAAGGGCGAUGUCGAGUCCUCGCAGGACUCAGCCUUGCCACGCGCCACCGACCCGAUCGUUGCUGAGACACCUAAACGAACCUGGCGGUCGUAUAUCUGGGACUCUCUCGACAAAGAUCCGAAAGAACGGAAAUUGGUCUUCAAGCUUGACUGCGCUCUGCUGACAAUUGGCUGCUUGGGGUAUUUUGUCAAAUUUCUCGACCAAGUCAACAUCAACAAUGCAUUCGUCUCCGGCAUGAAAGAAGAUCUCGGAAUGCUCGGCAACCAACUCAACUACAUGCAGACAGCCUGGAGCGUUGGCUACGUGUUAGGCGGAGUGCCCAGCAAUAUCCUUCUCACACGUGUCCGCCCGAGUCUGUUCAUCCCGUGUAUCGAGAUUAUGUGGGGCGUCUUGACUUUCUCGCUGGUGGCCUGCAAGAGCUGGCAGACCAUGUGUGCUGUCAGAUUCUUCGUGGGGCUGUUUGAGAGCGCGCUGUUUCCGGGCUUCAUUUACAUCAUUGGAUCCUGGUAUCGAAAGGACGAGCUAGCCAAGCGGACGUGUAUUUUCCAGAUCACGAAUGCUAUUGGCGGAAUGUUCUCGGGCUACCUCAUGGCUGCGACGUACCGCCUGGAAGGCGUCGGUGGUUUCUAUGGCUGGCAAUGGCUCUUCAUUGUCGACGGCAUCAUCACUAUGCCGAUCGCGAUCGCUGGGUUCUUCGUCCUACCAGAUCUGCCAGAAAGUACACGCGCUUGGUAUCUAAGCCCAGACGAACGCAAGCUUUGCGUGGAUCGCAUGGUAGUGGAGGGUCGUGCGCUACGGCAGCCAUACACGAAGGCUAAGAUCAUGAAGUUCAUCACAGGGUGGCAUUGGUGGGUUCUUGUGCCCAUGUAUGUCGUCUGGAACAACGGCACCGCCGGCGCCCAGCCCAUCUUCCAGCAAUAUCUGAAAUCCACGAAGCAAUACACAGUCCAGGAGAUCAACGUCUACCCCACCAUAGGAGGUGUCGUCCAGAUCGUGUCCACGCUGGCCUUUGCAUGGACAUCGGACACUGUCCUCAAAGGCCGUCGCUGGCCAGCUAUCCUCAUUGGCGCAGUCGUCAAUAUCAUCUGCUACGGUAGUCUCUGGGCAUGGAACAUUCCGACUGGCUGGAAAUGGGCUGUCUAUAUCAUCAAUCCUGUCGGUGCUGCUACGGCUGGCCUUAUCAUGUCCUGGGCGAACGAGGUGUGCACGGCGGACAACGAGGAGCGCGCGAUCGUCACGGGGUCGAUGAACCAGUUCGCAUACGCGUUUCAGAUCUGGGUGCCGCUGCUGGCUUGGCAGCAGGUCAAGCAGCCAAGGUAUACGGCUGGAUUUGCGCUGGUCACGGUACUCAAUGUUGCUCUGAUUGGGAUUGUGACGGUUUGCUUGUACAUGCUGCGGCAGGUUAGGCUGUGGAAGGUGGCGCAGUGA